Molecule: messenger RNA, 1806 nt
Organism: Drosophila hydei
Lineage: Eukaryota; Metazoa; Arthropoda; Insecta; Diptera; Drosophilidae
Exons: 1
Coding region: 93-1214 (373 amino acids)
Source: RefSeq, a predicted model, not a curated record
AAGUGUAGUAUAGCUCUUAUAUAAAUCGAUAGAUAAUUUAUAUUUUCAAAUAUUUUAUUCUGUUUUCACACUUGUUGGUUGGAUUAGUCGUAAUGCAGUUGACGUUGGAGCAAUUGGCGCGCAUUGCGCUGGGCGUGCCAGAGUUGAAUCACGUGAAUCUCGCUGUUCUUCACAGUCUAUUGGAUACGUUGAUGAAAAAGAUGAACUGCAAUAAUGAUUUGGUAACAAUUGAUGGCUUUGAGGGCAAGUGCUUGGAGAGGCUGCUGGAACGCUCGAAAAUCUCGCCGCUUCCAUUCGAUUUGGCCAACAUUGAGCCAAUUUCCAACGAGUUGGAUAAGUUGGGGGCUAUGGAGAAGCGUUUGGCCCAAGUCGAAUCAAAGCUGGAAUCCCACUUCAAGCAAAUACGCAUCGUCAACAAAGUUAACUCGAAGCAGUAUCGAAAACGGUUAUGGGAAGAGUACACAUCACCAUGUGAGGAUCUGUGCACCGUUUGCGACGAGGACAACAAGAUUGCCUGUAGUCUGCUACAGAAUAUGGACUUCAUGAAGAAACUAUUGCGACGCAUUGCCACGCCGCUACUCGAAAUGAUAGAGAAAGUGCAAGAGGAUCUGAAUAAGUUCUAUACAACGCUGGAUGCAUUUUUGAAGAAGACACAGAGGCUGUUCGACCGACUCGAAAUGGUCAAACAGUGCGUCAUCGAGAUUGAGAAUUUGCGUGAAUUGGUCAAGGAGUAUAAUCUAACCUUCAUUGGCACCAUGGAGGAGCUGCAGGAUAUGCUCGAUAGUAAAUUGGAUAAGGUCCAUAUGCCGGCACUCAAGAAGUAUAUACGCGAUCGUUUCGAUAAUAUCGAUAAUCGUUUGAGACUGAUUGAGGAGAAGGAUUCGUGUCCACGUGCUGCUGGAUUCCUUCAUACAGACAUUGCUUGCAUCUCCUGUGGCAAUAAGAACAUCGGCGUCGAUGUCGGGCCACUUAACAUUGGACCUCUGCCGGAUGCCAAACGCAAUAGCAAAUGCCCGACGAUGCCGCUAAAUUGCCAAAAGAACUUUUCCUCUCGCAUCCACGAUAAGGAGCCUACAUUGAUGGUGCGUGUUCAGAACCUGGAUUUGAAUGUGAUUGCCCAACGAUUGAAUCGUCAAAGUUCAGCGAAAGUCUGCAAGCUGCCAGAAGCCAAUGAUACCAUCUACGGCGUACGCAACUCCAACUAUUCAGUCUAAACCCCAUGUCAUCCCUAUUUAACUUUUCAAGUUCGUCCAAAAUCGUUAACGUUUAGUAAUGCUGACAACCAGUUUUCUCCUUCUGACCCAACGACGUCUGUCCACAGCGUCUCAUACACAGUUCUUCAGUUGCGACAAAAAAAAGUGCACUAAUUUAAAUGGUAAUUACCGGUAGUCCAGUUCUCUUGGACUGACUCAACUUUAGCUGCAGCUGCAUACGCCGCGAAAGGGGGAUUAGCUGGAGUGACAAACGAUCAACCGUAUCCGGUAGCCCGCGCAGUUCACCUAAUGAUGCCAUUAAAAUGCAGCCGAGGCUAUCGAACGGGUUCUCUACCGCACGCACACACGCAGCGCCAGAGACAGUGGUAGAGAUAGAGAUAGAGAUAGAGACAGAAGAGAAACGAGGUAACUUGGCUUGGUCAUAAAGUUUGCCAGCCUAAUGGAGAAAUCGGUUGAGAGCAUUCAAAUUUCCUUUAAUAAGUCAACAUUCGUAACGGGUUUUCCUUAUCUACUUAAGUGAUUCCAAAUAAAUUACCUAGAGUUAAUUAUAAACUGAGAAAGAGUUAACUGGAGCUAUAAAGUAACUGAUGUG